Molecule: messenger RNA, 882 nt
Organism: Penicillium soppii
Lineage: Eukaryota; Fungi; Ascomycota; Eurotiomycetes; Eurotiales; Aspergillaceae
Product: alpha/beta fold hydrolase
Exons: 2
Coding region: 1-882 (293 amino acids)
Molecular function (GO): catalytic activity
Source: RefSeq, a predicted model, not a curated record
AUGUCCAACACAAAGACCAUCCGUGUUCCCCAUUUGGGGGGGAUAUCUGUCGGAUACCAGAUGCCGCGACCUUACGAUCCUACGAAGCCCACGCUGAUGAUGAUCAAUGCGUUUACCAUGACUUCUGAGUUAUAUCACGCCCAAUUCGAAGAUUCUCAACUCAACAACGCUAUGAAUCUGUUGGCGGUUGAGCUGUUGGGUCACGGAAAGACCCGCACUGAACGUAGCCACUGGACAUAUUGGGACACGGCGGAAAUGAAUCUGCAGGUCUUGGAUGCCAUGGGUAUUGAGAAGGCCUUCGUGUUGGGCACCAGCCAAGGUGGCUGGGUGACAGUCCAAAUGGCAUUGAUGCGACCGGAAAAGAUUGCUGGAAUCAUUCCGAUGGGGACUUCCAUGGAUUCAGAGUCCGAGCACAGCCGUCAAAUGCAGUGUUGGGAUGGCCCAAGCAUUGUGAAGAGCUUUCUAAGCCAGUGGGCCAACAGCCAACCAACCACAGACUUUGAUCCUAGUACUGAAUAUUGCGAUGCUGUAAUCAAUAUUGGACUUAACGAGUGCUCGUGCGAUGUCCGCCAGUUUUGGACGAAGACUAUCAAGGAAAAUUACAGUGGAGAAGACGGCCGCAAGCGAAUUCGAAUGGCGGCAAUCAAUUUAGCGGAACGUGAUGGGCUGCGACUGCGACUGCCGGAUGUUGCUUGUGCGGUGAGAUGGAUACAUGGGACCAGGGAUGCUGUAUUCUCGGUGGCAAAUGCUGAAGAGGAAAUCCAGAUGUUCACUGGAUCACCAGAUGCUCAGCUGAUGAAAAUAGACGGCGGUGCCCAUUUUUUGAAUUCUUCUCACCCUAAAGAGGUCAAUGCCGCCGUGCUCAAAUUCAUUGUCAAUUGA